AUGCAAUUAUUACGUGGAAAUUACGCUCCAAUCCCAACUAUAUACAAAGACGACGCAGAGCAAAGUAUCGAUUAUGAAGCUAUCACUGCUCACGUUCACAACAUCCUCAAAGCUGGAGUAGUUGGUAUUGUUGCUCAAGGUUCAACGGCUGAACAUGUUGCACUCUCGCAAGAGGAGAAGAACAAUAUCACGAAGGCAACUAGGAAAGUUAUCGAUGAUAACAAACUGAGCGCACCUCUUAUCGCUGGUGUAGGCGCACAAUCGACGUGGGAAGCAGUAAAAAGGUCUAAAGAAGCAGCAUCAAAUGGUGCAAACUUCGUACUUGCUUUACCGCCUUCUUACUUUGCUGGUAGUCUCAAUGAGGAAGCUCUGACGUCAUAUUACAGUGUGCUGGCUGAUAAAUCACCACUCCCUGUGCUCAUUUACUCUUUCCCAGCUGUCACAUCUGGUAUAAAUUUGUCAUCAGACACGAUAGCAAGACUUGCAAAGCACAAAAACAUCGUUGGUAUAAAGCAGACUGACCAUGAUGUUGGUAAGAUGGCACGUUUGACAGAGCUUCGCGAAACGGAUAAUUUCGCAGUCUUCGCAGGUGCCUCUGACUACCUCCUCGGGGCAUUAGCAGUAGGUGCUGAGGGAAGCAUAACGGGUGCUGCAAAUUUUGCCCCAGAGCUCGUUGCAUCCCUCCAAAAAGCCUAUGAUAAUGGUGACCAAGCGUUAGCACUUAAGUUACAAAGAAAACUCGCACAUCUCGAAGGAAGCGUAAUGAAGGGUGGAAUACCGGCCAUUAAAUAUGCUACCUUCUGUGUAUACGGUCAAAACCCAGCUGCUCGCCAUCCUGUCCCACUACUCAGUGAAGCUAUGCAAAAUAGUAUCAAAGCGGCAUUCAAAUGA
This is a messenger RNA of Wallemia mellicola CBS 633.66, 891 nucleotides long. RefSeq names its product aldolase. Bases 1 to 891 code for a protein of 296 amino acids. The transcript is spliced from 5 exons. Gene Ontology annotation, molecular function: 4-hydroxy-tetrahydrodipicolinate synthase activity. The record is from RefSeq and is a predicted model, not a curated record. NCBI's taxonomy places the organism in Eukaryota, Fungi, Basidiomycota, Wallemiomycetes, Wallemiales, Wallemiaceae.